Miscanthus lutarioriparius is the source of this 1053-nucleotide messenger RNA. NCBI's taxonomy places the organism in Eukaryota, Viridiplantae, Streptophyta, Magnoliopsida, Poales, Poaceae. The record is from the annotation of a GenBank genome assembly.
AUGCCCCUCUAUACUCGUCGUGGCCGGCAGCUCCGUCUCCAGCCCAGGAGCUCGCGGAGGCUCGCCUGCUCCACGCCGUCCGCGUGGAACAUGACGCUGGAGAAGCUCCCGUGCGACGACGACGGUGACGGCAAGAGACGGAUGCUCGGGCUCGCCAUCGGAGUGCCCGUGGGUGUCGUCGCGGUGGUCGGCGCCGCCGUCCUGGCAUACGUGUGCGUGGUGGAACGGCGGAAGGUGCACGGCGACGACGGCAAUAGCAGCAGCGCCAUCACCGGCACCAUGAUCCGCAGCCUCGCCGGCGGGCCGCGGGAGUUCGAGUACCACGAGAUUCGCAAGGCCACCAACAACAUCGACGAGAAGAUGAAGCUGGGGCAGGGCGGGUACGGGGUCGUGUACCGCGGCGUGGUGGUCGGCGACCACACCAGCCCGGCGGCGCCGGGAGCGCCGUCGAGGUGGCCAUCAAGAAGUUCUCCCGCGCCAGCACGCAGGGCCAGAACGACUUCCUCGCCGAGCUCAGCAUCAUCAACCGCCUCCGACACAAGCACCUCGUCCGCCUCGUCGGUAAGCUAUCUAGCCCCACAUUCUCGCUGUCCUCCGGCCGCCGUCGUCCUGGAGGUGGUGUGCGGCCGCCGCCCGCACUGCGACAUCGAGGGCUUCCACUUCCUGGUGGACUGGGUGUGGCGCCUCCACCGCGACGGCCGCGCGCUGGAGGCCGUCGACGCGCGGCUCGACGGUGCGUUCGACGCCGACCAGGCGGAGCGGCUGAUCCUGCUGGGGCUCUUGUGCAGCCACCCGACCCCCGCUGAGCGGCCCAAGACGCCGGCCAUCCUGCAGAUCCUGCUCGGGUCCAUGCCGCCGCCGGAGGUGCCGCCGUUCAAUCCGUCGUUCGUGUGGCCGGCGACCGACGGUGGGCUCGACACCAUGUCGACCACGGCGGGCACCACGACCAGCCAGCUCAGCUUGACGUCGGCGUCCACGUGGAGCGGCAACUUCUUGAAAGGCAGCCUGAAGCACGCGUUCGAGCAAGAAGGCACCACCGAUUCCUUGGAGUAA